Molecule: messenger RNA, 927 nt
Organism: Talaromyces rugulosus
Lineage: Eukaryota; Fungi; Ascomycota; Eurotiomycetes; Eurotiales; Trichocomaceae
Exons: 1
Coding region: 1-927 (308 amino acids)
Source: RefSeq, a predicted model, not a curated record
AUGGACGCCCAAGCCUACCUCAUCCGCCAUGGCUGGUCCGGUCCCGGUAACCCGCUUAAUCCCAACCGCCGUCCUGGGGCCCAUAGUGGCCUCGGCCUGACCCGACCUCUCCUGAUAUCGCGCCGCGAAAACAAGAUCGGCAUUGGACAAAAGUCCACCAAAGACCCGACAAACCAGUGGUGGCUGCGCGGGUUUGAGGAAGCUUUGAGAGGAGUGGGUCAGGAUGGAAGUGCCACGCCGGGGGAAGAUGGCAAUGACGGCAAUUGCCUGACCAGGAAUGGGAGCCAAUUGUACAAGUUCUUCGUGAGGGGGGAGGUCAUUCCGGGGACUUUGGAUAAGAAGAAAGACAGUACAAAAUCUGCUGUCGCGGAUGACUCAAGCAAGGACAUAAAAAAAAAGGAGAGAAAAGAGAAGAAAGAGAAGAAGGAAAGGAAGGAAAAGAAAUCCGAUGAAAAGAAGGCGGAGAAGAAGAAGCGAAAAAGAGACCAACACGAAGACAAUGCGAAAAGCGAUGAUGAUCGCAAGCGCAAGGAAGAAAAGAGAAAAAGACGCAAGUUGAAAGAGGCAGAAGAUGCAGCCAUUGAUUCCGAAAAGAAGUCUUCGAAAAAGAGCAAGAAAUCAAAGACUGCACAAUCGCCAAGCUCCACCGAGCUACCCAAUAAUAACGACUCUCCAGAUCAGCAAAGUAUCGACAAGAAAAAACGCAAAGAGAAGAAGGAGAAAAAGAAGAGGAAGGCCGAGGACAUUUCAGCUGAAGAUGAUUACCCAACCCCUGACUCGUCUACGAACGAAGAUUCAAUAAGAACUGCAAAGAUUUCAAAAGAUAAAAAGCCAAAGGACAAGACUAAAAAGUCCAAGGAAGAGAAAAAAGAGAAGAAAAGCAAAAGGAGGAAAGAGAACAAGGAACUUGCAGAGUCGAACGAAUAA